Messenger RNA from Prorocentrum cordatum, 868 nucleotides. The record is from the annotation of a GenBank genome assembly. Lineage: Eukaryota; Dinophyceae; Prorocentrales; Prorocentraceae.
GUGCGCGUGCGGCUCGACAGUGAGCAUGACGUGCGCAUCCGCUGCCCGGUCGAACGGGCCCUCUUUCUGACAUUGUGCAGUUGGCAGCCGCCAGACGCACGCGGCCCCCUCGGGAUACUGGAGCGCGUGCGCUGGUACCUCGGCGACGGCGGCGAGCCCUUCCACAACACCGACCUUUUCCUGGAUAGGUCCGCGCUGGACGUCGCCCUGGUGUUCGGCAUUGCAGGGGCAGUGCCGCGCGCGCUGGGCGCGCCCCUCCUUGGCCUGCACCAGUCGGUGGACGGGGCCGAGGUCCUCGCUGUGUACGUGGCGCUGCGGCACAGCCGCGCACCGAUCACCCUCCACGGCGACUCCGCUUUCGUCGUCGACGGGCUUCUCCAGCGGGUCCCCGCCGCGACCACGGCUAUCUGCGCAGCGUGGGCCAUCUCUGGGCCCUGGUUUGGGGCGCGAUCGAGGACCUCGGUGGCAUCGGCGUUGAGGGAGGCAUUGUCAAAAAGGUCAAGGCGCAUACCAGGCAGGCGGCAGCGGCCCGCAGCAGGCUUGCUCCGAAGCAGCGCCGUGGGAACAUCAAGGCCGACCGGUGGGCCAAAGACCAUCACGGCCCAGUUCAGCCUCACCGCACGGGAGCGAGGCCGAGCGAUGCGCGGGCAGCUGCUGUUCAACGGCACGCCGCGCUGGCUGGGGCACGCAGGCUCUACGGCGGCCGCGGCGCGGGAUGACGUCGACCACGGAGUGCGCAUCGUGCAGGCUCAGGAGCCCCAGCUGGCCGUCUCUGCCCAUGACCCGAUGAGUGAAGGCGGCAGGUGGCGGUGCCUGAGGUGCCGCGAGGUGGCGGGCACAGAGUGCUCCAAGCGGCAGCUGUUCGCCA